CAAAACAAGGGUUCGAUUUGCCAACAUGGCAAGAGAAAUCGAAUCAUCUGUGCAGAUGCGUCUCUACGCACUGAAUAAACGACAGUUUGUUCUCGUGUUCAUCGUGUUUUUCAUGUGCUUUGGCAUAAGUGUCCUUGUUGGUGUUGCUGGUCCUCAUAUUGUGGAAACAGUGGUAAAAAAUGGCUCUACUUUGAUACCAAAGCCUGACAAUUUAAAUACUGGGCCAUUUCACCUAAAGUCGCCGCCAAUGUCGACAUUUCACCAGCAGCUGUGGCUGACAGCUAACAUAAUUACUGACAGCACAGGAGGUGGCCGAUUUGAACAACCGUUUCUGAUGGGUAUCAGAAUACAAGGCAUCAAUGGGGACAUUCAGAGUGUGGUUGACUCGGACAGUCCAGAGCUGAAUGGUGACCUACACAAUAGAUCCAGACUUCUUCGAUGUCGUACGGUUUGUGAAGAUUUAAUUGUCCUUCACCUUGGCUUCCUUGACUAUGCUAACUACCUCAUCAAUGUUUACUUCUACGGACUGGAUAACAGCAAGUUCAACAUAAAGACUAUACAGUUCACGUUCAAGAGUUACAACCCAUCGUUUACACAGAUUGAGAUCUGGAUACGCUUUGUGUUCCUGGUGCUAACAUUUCUUGCUACUUGUAUGUUUGCUCACUCUUUAAGAAAAUUCUCUAUGCGAGACUGGUCUAUAGAACAGAAAUGGAUGUCCAUUUUGCUUCCCUUGCUGUUAAUGUACGAUGAUCCUAUUUUCCCACUGACGUUCCUCGUCAACAGCUGGGUUCCAGGCAUGUUUGAUGGUGUUUUCCAAGCAUCCUUCCUCUGUGCCUUGUUGCUGUUCUGGUUGUGUAUAUACCAUGGGGUCAGACAGACUGAUCGUCGUUUUUUGCGGUUUUACCUACCAAAGCUUCUCAUCGUGGGUUUGAUGUGGAUUGCCGCAGUGACGCUGGCCUCCUGGCAGGAAUAUAAUGAACUGCAAGACCCAACCUAUUACUACAGACUGGAUACAAACAACUUCUUGGGACUAAAAAUAUUUUUCUUCAUUGUUGGUGGUCUGUACUUGUUAUAUUUGGCUUACUUGUUGAUACGGGCAUAUGCUGAACUCCGAUCCAUGCCAUAUUUUGAUUUAAGAUUGAAGUUUAUGACUGCUCUGAUGUUGAUAGUCCUGUCUAUCAGUAUUGCGAUAACCAUCCUCCGGUUCGGAAGUGGGGUUCUGCAUGACAACUUUGUAGCUGAAAUGUCAACAAAUUACGAAAACUCGGCCGAAUUUGUCUCAUUCUACGGACUUCUCAACUUCUACAUGUACACCAUGGCAUUUGUUUACUCGCCAUCCAAAAAUGCCAUGUACGAAACUCAUUUCAAAGACAAUCCAGCCCUCUCAAUGCUCAACGACUCGGAUGAAGAAGUGCAUUAUGGACAUGUAAUACAAAGAGAAAAGAAGAGCCAGUUUGAGAUCUGAUGAGGAGGCCACAAUGACGACACGAAAUUUCACUAAAUAUGACAGUGAUGACGACUUCAGAUAGGAAAUUCUCCAAGAAGAUACUGCCCAGCUACAAAUAAAGAAAAUGUGUGCUUUCUUUUAAAAGCCUCUAAUUAUGGACCUUUUUGUAAAAGACAAAACAAAAAAUCUUAAACCACAAGUUGUGAAUGUUAGAUAAUACUACAUGUGAAUUGUGGUAAUUUGAAAGAAGUGAAAGAAAUUUGGGAUAUUUUUUGAAGAUGCAGAAAAAAUACAUUUAAACACAAGAAAUUUUCUGUAAUGGAUCUGCUUUGCUUUGGGGAAAUUUGAUGUACAAACUGUGUGAUACAUGCUCUUAAGCAUCUAUUUGUGCAAUUUUGGUGGUUUGUGAGUUUUUGAGAAAGUCUCACCAAUGUGAUAUUAAAUUACAUGUACCUAAUUUGACAUAAUUAUACAUGUACUGACAGAAGAUUGCAGUUCCAAGACUAGCAAAUGUAAUGUUUCAUUUGAUAUGAAGAUUAUGCAUGUGAGGUCAUGCUUUUAAUGAUUUGAUACAAAGUUAAUGCAUGGGGAUUAAAAACACAAGAAAAUUUGUAAUUUCUAUCUAAUCUUUCAAGAAAUAGUUAAAAAUUAAGGUUUAAAUAUAACAAGUACAUCCAUUGAAAAUAGGAUUGUCCUUUUUAGCUAAAACCCCCCAAACAAAACAAAACAAAAAACAAUUGUUUUUGCAUUUAUUAUAGAAUUUUUCGAUGGUAUGUUUGGAAGGGGGAUCAGUAAGAACUAUUGCAGUGUCAUUUUCAUUUGUUGAAUUAUUGAGAGAAAUAGUUUACUAUGAUUAUUUAUUACGUAAUAUGCAGGUUCAUUGUAAAUAUUUGUUUCUGAGAGAGAAAUUAAAAUGAUUAGAUUCCCUUUGUAAUUUCUGUUUAAAAACAUUUUCUUUUUUUUUCAUUUAUUUUCGGGUGUCUUUGAAAUAAAUAUAAAUUUUGAAGGUUGUUCAUUAAUACCCGGUAGAUCAAUGUAUGUUUAAAACGUUAUAUUUGAGGAAAAUAUGGUUGAACUGAUUACAAGGGACAUAUUUCCAUCUGAAGAAAACUUUAUAGUAUGAUCUGUAAUCAGAUGUGUUUUACCUCUAUGAACAGGUAAUCUAUUAUUAAAGGCCAGUUUUAGUAGCAGUUCUUUUGGGUGUUUUUGCAAUAUCAAUUCUGAUAUGGACAAAAGUAGUUUUAAUUUUUUUCAGUUUUUUUCCCCAGUUCUAACCAUUUUAUAUUAUGAGACAUGUCAUGCUAGCUUCAGCAUGACUUAGAAUAUUUACUAAUUCGAAUAAUGGGUAUUGCUAGUUGGACUUUUCUAAACCACAACAAAGGUUGUUUCUUUUUGUUUAUAAAUCUUUGUCUUUUUCUUUUUUGUAGUAACCAUGUGUUCAUUUUAUAAGCAUAAUAUGUAAAGUUGCCAUUUAAUUUGUUUUGUCUAAUAGUUGUAAUGAAACUGAGUUUUUCCCCCAGAAAAACAUAUGAGGAUCUUAAUUAAAAAAAAAAAAAAAAAAAAAAAUCUACUACAGGGAAGUCAUCAAUAAACCACAGGUUGUGAAAAAUCACUUCCCAUUUAGUAAAUGUUCAUAAAAUAUUAAAUUUCAAAGAAUAAAUUCUUCGCAAUUGGAUGUUGAUUUGUUUACAUGUUGAUAGGUCUGUCAUAUGCCUUUGAAAGCUUGUUCUUGAUUGGUUAACAUUAGCAGGUUGUAUAAUGCAAUGAUAUAACAAAAACUAAUGGAAUUGCCUUUCUUAGGCUUUUGUAUUAACCAAAUUAUAUCACAUGGCAGGAAUAGUAGAAUUUCAACUGCUAUUUCUGUUCUUAAUGAUUCAUAGUGCUACAUAUUAAUUACCUUGCUUCAUCAAGACAUCAGUCUAUAUAUAACUAUUUAAAACAAAUAUUGAAGGCAUAAUUCCAAUAUGUAAUUUAACAUGCAUAACAUAUAAAUAUUUUUUUAGUUUAAACAGUUUAUCCUGUUAGGGAAAAUUUUAUUGGGUGAACAUGUAUUAUGUAACUUGUGGGUAAUCAUUGAAAAAAUAUAAUCAGUAGAAUUUUACAACUUGUUUGUUUAUUAAUACUGGGUACAUACAUUUCUUUAUUUUAUUUAUUAAUACUAGUUAUGUAAAUUUCUUUUUUUACUAAUACUUGGUAUGUUUAUUUCUUUAUUUAUUAAUAUGUGUAUUUUUUAGUAAAGUAUUAUUGUAGUUUUGUAGUGAGUACUGAGGCAAUAAGCUUACAAUUGGAAAUUAACUCACAAUUUAUUUUUGUUUAAUUUUAAAAAUGUGAUUAUGGGCUUUUUAGUAGAAAGUAAAGCAAGUUUAUAGAAUAAUACUUUCAAGGAAUAUAGUCCCCAAGUAAAUCCCACUUUGUAUGCUGAAUACAUAUUUAAAACUUUGAAGUAAGAGGUAAUGCAUUUUCAUUAAACUAUACUUUUUGUUUAAUGUCGGUAAACAUUAUUUCUGAUGUCUUUUAACAAGACAGUCCUCAGUUUGCUGCCAUUAUAUGAUCUUUCAGACUAAGAGCCUUUUUAAUGACUAAAAUUACACUUUAAAGACAUUUCUCGGUUUGGAACAUCAGUGUCUCUAUAUCCACUUGUGUUUCUGAUCGUCCUAAUGUAGUAGCUUAAACUUCGUUUUAUUUCUUAAAAUAUAUUGUUUUGUUUGUACAAAGUUAUUGGGAGAAAAAAAAUACUGUUUUCGACUACAACAAACAUUUGGACAACCAGAAAUACAUUGAAUAUACAGACACCGAAACACAAGACAAGAAACUAAUUGUGUAAUACUAGUUCUUUAAAAAGGCUCUACUGAUUGAGAAAGACCCAUGUUACAAUAGCAGCAAACUCGGGAUAAUCCCUUUAAUGUUUGUAUAUGAUCUUAAUUCUGCUUGGUAUCUCCCAUCUGUGUUCCACUACUGUACAUACCGUAUUUCCUCUAAUAAGUGCUGGGUCUCAACUAAGUGUGGGCCUGCCAAUAAGUGCCGGGUCUGUAACACUUUGCAAAAAAAAAAAAUGCUGGGCCUCUAAUAAGCGUAAAUGCUGGGUAAGACAGCCGAAAACUAAUUACUCCCUGGCAUAAUUUAGACACUUUACGUGGACAAAUAAUAUUAAUUUGUUCAUUGUUUUGUUAAGUUUAAAGUUUUGUUACAGUUCGAAAUUAAAAGUUUAAAAAAUAAAUAAAAUUGUGAGUUUGUAGUUUUUAGCUGUAAUUUCUAAAAUUUGUUUGAAAAAAUAAAGGCCGGGUCUCCAAUAAGUGUCGGGUCUGCGACCAUUUUUGAAAUGAAUACGCACUUGGGUGUUUCUUAGAGGAAAUACGGUGUGUCACAUCUUGUAGAUGGUGUACAUGUACACACUACUCCAUCCCUCUUCGCAAAUUUUUUUAAUUUUUUAGUUAUUACUGUUCACCACUUUAAAGUACUUCAUUUUAGUUGUUGUAUUAUUUACUUUUUGAAUUAUCUUUUGUAUCAAAGUGAUUGACUGACUGUCAUGUUUGUGUUUGUAGUCCCUGUUUUCCUAUGGUAGGGUUUGACACCCUAUAGCCGAUGUGUGUUUUUGUGCUGGGGUGUUGUUAAACAUUCAUUCAAUCAUUCCUACGGUAGAGAAAAAAGUCCUUAUUUAAUCCUUGUUUUUAAUAUAGGGGUUUAUUGAAUAUGACUGGAAUUAGUUGGUUACAGUAGAAAUGAUUAAGUUCUAUGGGUUGAUCAAAAUAUUUUGGUUAAAAGCUGAAGGUACUUGUAUAAAUUGGUUUCAUGCUAUUUUUCAUUUUCUUCAAGAGUUGUGGUAAGACUUCCAAGCAUGCUGUCAUGUAAUAUAUAUAUAGUAAGUGUAAGGGAUUUAAUUUAAGACUCAAACGCUGUUAUUUCAGAAGAAUAGGUUUACCAAAAAAUUCUGUUUAUUAGUAAAUCCUGUGAGAGGACUUGUAUGGUAAUAAAAUAACCCCAUCUCAUUAUAGCCCACCGAAAGAUUAAAGGGUUAAUCCAUAUUUAUAUUUCAAUGUCACAUCAUGGUACAUUAAAACAAACAAAACAAAAAUAUAAUUUUAAGGUGUCUGUUAAGCAUACUUCUGUUCAAUAUACAGACUAUUUAUUAAUAUAUAUAUAUAUUUUUUAAAUUGUAAUAAACACAACUUUACAAAGAAUUUAAAAGAAUAAACUAGACAUAAAAAUAUUUGUUUCCUAAAGCUGAACAUACAUUUUAAACUUAGGAUGGUGGAAACAAAAAACGAAAACAAAAUAAAAACAAAACUGUUUUGAAAGGUCAUUAAACUGAACCUGCAGCUUGUCAGGCAAGUCCUGUAUUCCUUAAUUUUUUGUGAUCCUUAUUGCAUUAAAGUAUGGAUCAUGGUUGCACUGGACAAAAACAUCUUCAAAGAUUUUGGUUGAUGAUUCUUAAAACACAUAUAAGUCUCAUUAAUUGCUUACUUGCAUAUACAUGUAUCACCUUUGUUACAUUAUUUAAUAUUAUGUUACUUUUUGUUAUGUAUUUUAUAAAAAAAAUUGUUUGGUCUUUAUUGAUGGUGAAGCCAGCCAUGACAAUCAUAUUUCAACAAAACAGUCAGUUAUUCAGAACAUGAACCUAGUCUGUCAGAAAGCUUGCCUUGUUCACAGAUAUUAGUAAAUUGAGAAUAAAUAAAACAUGUUACGUUCUUCAACCUGCACAUUUAUGAUGCAGCAGGUGGCUGAAAUCAUACAUUCAUCCCAAUGUAAA
Gigantopelta aegis is the source of this 6194-nucleotide messenger RNA. Its product is annotated as transmembrane protein 181-like. Gene Ontology annotation, molecular function: toxic substance binding. The record is from RefSeq and is a predicted model, not a curated record. The transcript has 15 exons. Bases 26 to 1465 code for a protein of 479 amino acids. Lineage: Eukaryota; Metazoa; Mollusca; Gastropoda; Neomphalida; Peltospiridae.